CACAGCCCUGAGUUUAGAUAUUUCUCAAUGUUUGUUAUGGUUGUGAUUUAGUUUUGGUGGGACUAGACAUGUUAUGAGACGUGUGUUUCCCUACUGUGGCUUCAAUGUGGUGGAGGGGUAGGGUCCCUGACAUUACGGCUGUGGAUCCCUGGCACAUGCAUAAACACACCUUUCUCUUUCUCCCUCUUUCUCUUAUUCUCUCACACACACACACACACACGCACAGACACUCAAGCAUAAGCACGUCAACGUUUUCUCUUAGGCAAGCAAUUUUUCCAUAAAGACUAACCCCAUAAAAUGUCUUUAAAGUCGAUGUUGUAAACAGCAUUUAAUGGUGGUCUGGAACCAGUACUUAAACAUCAUUUGAGAGCCUAUGUCUGUCUCUCUCUGUGCUAGGUAAACAAGACCCUUAAACCUGAUGAAAUCCUAUAAACCUGUGAGAGCUGAACAGACUGUAGCUGCCUUGGCUCCUGUCUAACAGUGUCCAUCACAGCUCAGUGCAUUCCCCUCAGAGAGAUCCUGUUUGGGCUUCACUGGUGGAAAAACAGAAGAAAUAUGAAGAGAGGAGAUUUCUACCCCCUUGGCUUACUUCUAAAUGGCACAUAACAAUAGAUACCCCAGGGCUUAGGGUCUUGCAAAAAUCUUGCAGCAGCCUGUUAACAGAAGAGAAAUGGACUUAACGAGAGGAUGGAUGGUUUUCAUAGUGACUUCUGGGGAAAGUUUUGACUGUUUUAUUUGGAGGCUGAAAUAGAGCAGUUAUAGUUUACUGGCUUACAAGUCAACCACUACGAUUUAUGGCAUAUGAAGCUGUACAGCGAGGCAGCAACGUUGCUGGAACACCAAGCGACCUUUGACCCUGAGGCCAGCUGGCUGAAGUUCCACCUGGGCAUUAAUCGCUACGCUCUGUAUGCCCGCGAGGACCCCAUAAUCACCCGCCUGCUGAAGGACAUGCAGUCCAACGCCGUCAUCAGCGCAGAUUACACUCAAGACGAAAAGGCCCUCAAAGGAGCGUGUGACUGUACCCGGGUGGUAAAGCCCAGUGGAUACCACCUCAAGCUGGCCCUGAAGAUGCAGAACUAUGGCAAGGCCAUGUUCAAACCCAUGAGACAGCAGAGAGACCAGGAGACUCCUGAUGAUUUGUUCUACUUCGUCGACUUCCAGAGACACAAUGCUGAGAUUGCUGCCUUUCACCUGGACAGAAUCCUGGACUUCCGGAGGGUACCGCCGGUGGUGGGCAGGCUGGUGAAUUUGACGGGGGAGAUUCUCCUGACCACUCACAAUGAGGACCUAAGGAGUGUGUUCUUUACCUCUCCAGCGAACAACACGUGUUUCUUUGCUAAGUGUCUGUACGUGUGUAAGACGGAGUAUGCAGUGUGUGGGAGCCCUGACCUGCUGGAGGGCUCCAUGUCAGCCUACCUCCCCGGUCUCAGCAUCGCCCCUCGUAUCUCCAUCCCCAACCCGUGGAUACGAUCAUACACCUUCACUGGCAGGGAAGAGUGGGAGGUGAACCCCUUGUACUGUGACACCAUAAAGCAGCUGUAUCCCUACAACUCAGGGAACCGACUGCUCAACAUCAUAGACAUGGCCAUCUUUGACUUCCUUAUUGGUAACAUGGACAGGCACCAUUAUGAGAUCUUCACCAAGUUUGGCGAUGAAGGUUUUCUUCUUCACUUUGACAACGCCAGAGGGUUUGGGAAGCAUUCUCAAGAUGAGAUGUCCAUACUGGCUCCACUGUCACAGUGCUGCAUUAUAAAGCGUUCCACGUUACUGCGACUGCAGCUCCUCUCCCAGGACCGCUACAGGCUCAGUGACGUGAUGAGGGAGUCCCUGAGAGGAGACGCACUGCAGCCGGUCCUUACUGAGCCCCACCUGCAGGCCCUGGACCGCCGGCUGCAGCGUGUUCUGAAGACAGUCCACAGGUGUGUCCGCAGGCUGGGAGAGGCUCAGGUGAUCACCACAGACUUUGUUGAUACCUCCGCCAUGCCUGAGUCUGUCAAACCAGUGUCUGCGCCCAACAAGGAGAGGUAACUCAGGUUAACAAGGAAUUCAAAUGAAGUGCACUAUAAUAGGGGAAUAGGAUGACAUUUUGGACGUAUCCCCAAGUCCUACAAGGGGAGGUAACAUAAGACCAAGGACAGCCUGAGGACCAUGAUGGCAGGUGACCUCGUCCUGUAAAAGCAGGAACCACAGGGUCUGGUCCCUCUCACCGAGUAAUGCAUUCCGAACUAGUCUUUGAAGUCAAACUUUUGGAAUGAUACGGUCUGCUUUGACAAUAGACAGCAGCACUGCUUUCCUGCACUGUCAAAAUGUCACACAUGGCCUUGGGCUAUGGGGUCACCUGAGGUCACCUUCCACCCUCUCUGGAGAUCCCCUCUGCCUUGCAGUGCAUUGAAAUGGACCUACUUUAUCAGUGUGUCAAAGGAGCCAAAUGACCGUGGAAGAAGCACUGGAUAAUUUAAGAUGAUUUCUGAUUUUUCACGAUUUCACACCCUUCUUCAGUACUCUGUCAUUUCAGUUUAAUUUCAAUGAUUGCACAUCAGUUCUGUGAAGUAACCUUGUGCCAACAGAUAUUUAAUCAAAUAUACAUUUGUAAAUAAAGGUUAUGAUUUGGGGUGAGUCAUUGAACAAAACUUUAAUAAGAAGAAAUGAUGACACUUCAAUACUCCUUACAUUUCUACUGCUUUCUGUUGUGUAACUGUUUUGAUUGAUCUGGAUUCACAUUAGACACACAUAGUGAAAGUUAAAAGGAAAGACAAACUGAGAGAAAGUGCAUGGAUGAAAAAGAAAGUGUGUGUAUGAGGUGUUUCUUCCUACAGGAAAGUGUUACCUAUUAAACCUCCAUUUAAACGACCCAUGGUUUUUCCAGAUAGCACGUAGACGUCUAAUGCCCGUCUGUCUGUCUCAUCAGGAGGUGUCUGUCUUUCUGACUGUCUCAUCAGGUGUCUUUCUGUCUCAUCAAGAGGUGCCUGUCUCUAUUUAAUCAGGUAUCUGUCUGUCUGCCCUUUAAGCACUUUCACAACCAUAACACACCCUGCCAUAAAUACCUCAUCAUCAUCAUCGCUACACUACUGUAUGUGUACAUGCAGCUUAUACUUUGUUCUAACUCGUCUGAAACAAAGUAUUGUCUUCAAACAACAUUCUGUUUGAUGCCAUUUCAUCUCAACAUGUCUGGACCUUUUGCUCCGAGCUGUUCGCAUUGUUGUCCUGACUACAAAUCCAAUGUAUCCUGAUGUUUUUGAAGAGGGAGAAUAACCACAACUAUUUUAAAGAGCCUGAGUAAGUGAAAUCACACCAAAUGACGUUGGGCUUCUGUCCAACAAUACUGGAGGGAGCUUAUGGAAGACUGUUUUAUAAGGUGUCAGCUGCAAAAACGCUCAGAACAUUUAUUGGUUGUGCAACAGUGACUGAUCUUAAAUGCAUGCAGGAGUGGGUUCUGGGUUUACUAACUUUAUGAGCUCUCCAAUGAAGUGGGUGGCUUUCUUUCAUCCACUGACAGUUAAACAUCUAAUUUCACCAAACACCAAUAGGCUACAGUGGAGUCCUUUUCUCAUCUAUUUUCUUCAUAUGCACUGAACCAAUAAAACAGAAUG
Molecule: messenger RNA, 3590 nt
Organism: Oncorhynchus masou masou (cherry salmon)
Lineage: Eukaryota; Metazoa; Chordata; Actinopteri; Salmoniformes; Salmonidae
Gene: fam20a
Product: FAM20A golgi associated secretory pathway pseudokinase
Exons: 11
Coding region: 802-2028 (408 amino acids)
Biological process (GO): enamel mineralization
Cellular component (GO): Golgi apparatus
Molecular function (GO): protein serine/threonine kinase activator activity
Source: RefSeq, a predicted model, not a curated record